Messenger RNA from Tyto alba (common barn owl), 891 nucleotides. RefSeq names its product olfactory receptor 51Q1-like. Gene Ontology annotation, cellular component: membrane. NCBI's taxonomy places the organism in Eukaryota, Metazoa, Chordata, Aves, Strigiformes, Tytonidae. Gene Ontology annotation, molecular function: olfactory receptor activity. The record is from RefSeq and is a predicted model, not a curated record. Gene Ontology annotation, biological process: G protein-coupled receptor signaling pathway.
AUGACACAGGCAUCUGAGGGCUGGAAACUGCCAGCAUCUGGCUCUCUUCCCUUCACCUUCAUUUAUGUUGUGUCACUAACAGGGAACAUCACGAUCCUGUUUGUUACCACGACUGAUCUGAGCUUCCAUGAGCCCAAGCACCAAUUCUUCUCCACUCUGGCCACCACCAGUUUGGGCUUGUCUCUAAUGCCAACUGCGAUGGGUAUACUCUGGUUUGAUGCCAGGCAGGUUAGUUUUGAUGUUUGUUUCACUCAACUUUUUAAACUUCAUUCAUCCUCCUUGGAGCCCUCAGUGCUUCUGGCCAGGGCCUUUGAUUGUUAUGUGGCCAUCUGCUACCCACAGAAGUCCUCCUCCAUCCUCACCGGUGCCAGGGCAGGCAGGAGCAGGCUGGCUGCCUUGCACAGAUGAGCCUUACCAACUGUCCCCCCAUUUGUGAUAUUAAAAGGUCUGCUCUUCUGCCGGUCCCAUGUACCCUCCCACAUCUACUGUCUCCAUCAGGACCCGAUCGAGCUGGUGUGUGCAGACAUAUAUGACAAUACAUGGUAUAGCUUUGCUUCAGCCAGUCUCUUUCUGACGUUCAACCUCAUCCUCAUGUCAGAUGCACUGAUUGCGGGGGCCGUUCUGAGCAUCACAUCCCAGAGGGGACAUCUCACUUUGAACAACUGCCUGUCCCAUAUCCUGGCUGUCCUGAUCCCCAUGGGCAUCCCCACGGUUGGCUUGUCCAUGCUUGGCCAGCAGGGCCAGCAUGCUUGGCAUCUUAUUCCUGUCUUCAUGGCCAGCAUCUACCUGCUGGUCCUCCCCAUGCUGAACCCCAUCUUCCACAGCAUAAAAACCGAACGGAUCUGCAGAGGUGUCCUCAGGGUCCUCAUGCCCAGGUAUCCCCUGGUAUGA